Racocetra fulgida is the source of this 2954-nucleotide messenger RNA. The record is from the annotation of a GenBank genome assembly. Lineage: Eukaryota; Fungi; Glomeromycota; Glomeromycetes; Diversisporales; Gigasporaceae.
GUUCUAUUCUAACUGUCACACCUAUUCCUGUCGAGUAUUUAAAACAAAUCCCUCUUAAUCAUCUUAAUCAAGUAUUGAAAGAAACGACACCCGAACCUGACUUUAAUGUUUUCGAAGAAGAGUGCUAUAUUACAAACCUUAAGAGAUUGCAAAAUAAGAUCAAUAGAUUAGAUCAUAAUACGGAUAAGAUCGAUCUGACCCCUGAAUAUUAUAAUGGCCUUGAAACUGCGAUUAGCUAUAUUACAAAUAGAAUCAAACAACCCUUGGAUCCCUCAUUUGAAGAAAUUUUUGAUCUGGAUACCCUAACACAAGAGCCGGUGGUUCCACGUAAUCUUAUUGACAGAUCAUGGAAUAUUAAGUAUCCAGAAGUCUAUUGGGGUGUACAUUAUGAUUUACUGAGGCAUGAACUUGUAGAACCUCUUAAAAAAGCAAGUGCAGCAUUUCACGCUACUUCCCAUUCAGCCUCACCUGGUAGACCUUUUAAUAAAUUCAACCCAAGUCGAAAAGUUGAUUGGUAUUCAGGUCAACAUUUGAUGUAUGGAACCUAUGUUCUGCUGUUCAAAGUCGAUCCCAAAUCUAAAUGUGUCGAUGAAUCAUCUUUAACUUUUGCGACUGUAGAAGACUUUGAUAUUGAUAGCCUUGUUACAACUAAAGGUGAAUGUUAUAUUGGAUUAAAUUUCGACAUUGAUCGUUUUAAAAGGUUAGAUUUAGGUGGAAGAUACUUUAUGUUCGAGUCACCGGUUCAAUAUCGUUACGUGAAGUCAUGUCUUCAAUGGUUAGCCUCAAAGGAAAUGGACAAUUUGACUGAAAUACCAUUGAGACAAGAAAUUUUUGGUAUUGGUAUAACUCAGUCGUCAGAUUUUAUUCCACAUUAUUUAAAAAAGUGUACAUUGGAUCUUGCUCCGAUCCUUUCAAACGAUAAACACUUUCAUAUUGUAAUUGGACAGGAUAAAUGGCCACAAUAUGAAGGAGCGAACGGAGCUUCGUCAUAUAAUGUUGAAAAAUCUAUAAAAGAUGCACUUGAACAUAUUAUAUAUUCCAAGGUAGCCGUUAUUCAGGCGCCUUCUGUUACCUCAAAAUCUAUUCUAAUUUUAAAGGCCACACAGCUCAUUACUCAAACUUUCGGACGACGUCAUUUACCAAGUCCAAUAAUUAUUCUGACCAGGACUUCCUUCGUACUUGAUAAAAUACUCGAAGAACUUCUUCCAUUAUAUCCACAACUAGUGCGACUAGGUUCAUCCGAGUGUAAAAAUCCUCUUCUGGCCAGUAGACAGAUAAAUAAUGUGUCCAAAGAAAGACUCCGGGCUCGUAAUCAGUUAGGGUUACAAAAAGUACAGAAACACGAGUGGCUUAAAUUGAAAGGAAAAUUGAAUGAUAUUAGUAACGAUAUAAGGUGUCACUCGAUUCAAAGAUUAAAGUGCUUGUCAGAUGAAGAAUUUAUUAGGAAUGCACCAAUUAAUUUUAGAUCCCAAUUAACUGACAAAAACUUCGAUAGCGAAGCAUCACUGCGAUCUGAAGAACUGAAAGCAUAUAGGGAAUGGAUACAAGAAUGUGAACCUUCUCUGGAUGCAUUAUCUGGUGUAAAUCAAGAUAUGAUCAAUAAAUUCAAGGAAUCAUAUUUAUUUAGCAAUAGCUUUGAUGAUGAAGACGAAGAUAUCGUCCAAAUAUUGUCCGAAAACGAAAAAGAUUUACUGAAUCUUGUCACUGAGGAUCGAUUUAUCGAUUUAAUUGAUGAGGACAUACCAGAACAGCAAGAUAUGUGGUACAGAAAAAUUAAUUUUGAUCAUACAAGUAGAACUAAUAAAUUUUCUGAAUUCUGGAGCACUCUUAAAAUCCCUGAUAAUAUCCGAUCUUUACCAUUGGAAGAGAGGAAAAAAAUUCGUUCCAAAUAUGAUUUUGCUGUCAAUUAUCAUUUUAAUCGUAUUAUUAAAGAAUUACACAUGCAGGCCCUUGAUAUAAGCAGCAAACUGCAUCAUCUUCGCUUGGUCAGAUGGUCAGAAAUUGUUCAAUUUGCACCGAUAAUCGGUAUUACUAUGACAUAUGCACCAACAUUUCGUGAAAUAAUUCAGAAUUCGGGUUCAAGGAUUUGUAUCGUUGACGAAGCUUCAGACAUACCGGAAGCAGAAUUAAUGUCGACGUUGAGCUUAGACAAGCUCGAACACAUUAUUUUAAUAGGUGACAGACACAUGUCUAAGCCAGAUGUUAAAAGUGUGAUAGCUCAACGUGGUCACAGGAACGUAUCAUUGUUUGAACGAUGGAUGUUGAUUGGUGGGAAAUAUGUUGAAUUAACUCAACAAAGUCGUAUGCACCCUAAAAUUUAUAAACUUAUGAACGUUCUUUACAACUGUAAGCUGAACAUUGAUUCUCGGGCCAACAAUAUCCCAUCCAUUCCAGGUAUCGCAUCAAAUCUGUUUUUUAUGAGCCCUGAACGUAAUGACAAUGCUAACGAACAUGGGAUAAUACGAAAUGAGCAUGAGGCUGAAUUUGUUGCGAAUUUCGCCUUUUAUCUUUUUCAACAAGAGCAUAAUUUUGAUCCACAACGGAUUACGAUUUUAACCCCUUUUAAGGCGCAAAAACAAUUAAUUUGGAGUAAGCUAAAUCCUAAACUUAAACAGAAUUCUGUUAUAACUAUUCGCCCUCCACGGCGUGGUGAUAAUGGUGUACAAAAGACCUUGGGUAAAAUUAAAGUUAAAUUAAUUGACGAAUACCGAAAUGAAGAAAACGCGAUAGUCAUUCUAUCUUUAGUUGGUGUGGAAGAGUCAUUAUUUGAAAAGGCUAGGAAAAUUUUGGAUUCUAAAGAUAUGGCGGUUGUAUCGUUAUCUAGAGCAUUGCACGGUCUGUACAUUUUUUAUUUUGGUGACCUUCAAACGCUCGAGGAGAAAUCGAAUAUCUGGGGACCAGUAAUUAAAAAAGCAAAAGAAGGUGUUUAUUCAUUUUUAAGUCCUGAUCCUUAA